This is a messenger RNA of Cryptomeria japonica (Japanese cedar), 3250 nucleotides long. RefSeq names its product L-type lectin-domain containing receptor kinase IV.2-like. Lineage: Eukaryota; Viridiplantae; Streptophyta; Pinopsida; Cupressales; Cupressaceae. Bases 790 to 2727 code for a protein of 645 amino acids. Gene Ontology annotation, biological process: protein phosphorylation. Gene Ontology annotation, molecular function: ATP binding; protein kinase activity; carbohydrate binding. The record is from RefSeq and is a predicted model, not a curated record. The transcript has a single exon. Gene Ontology annotation, cellular component: plasma membrane.
UACAGUAGAAAUGCAGAGGCUUCGUUUGAUUCCUUGUCACUAUCAUUGACUGUUGCUUCCGCUUUUCACCGUUGAAGGAAUGAAAUUUAUCUGGGUAUUCUCGACUGCAGAGUUAUGAGACUGUUGCAACCUUGCAUUAUGAAUUGCUCUACAAUUUGGUGGCAGUCGUGGAAGUUCGAAUACUCUCGAUCUUCGAUCUGCAACAGUAACUAAUGCAUGUUAAAUGUGGCGUUGGAUAGUAAGUGACCGCAUUGAAGCAUUCUGAUCUUUACCUAAUUAUGUCGGCAGUGGCUAUCCAGACUUUAUACAAGGGGCAUAUCCCGUGAAGAGAUGGCUCAGUCAACACAUUAAGAGAACAUGUUUCGUACCGAUCACGGCACACAAGAGUAUGGAGUGCGAAGGGAAUUGAAUUGGGACGAGAUUGGUAAUUUGAGGUAGCAUAUGUAGGUACACCUACAUCUUUUGUUUUUCAAUGUUGAUGCAUAGAAAACUUCCUAUUAAUCAGUCAUAGGUAACACUUGGCUAAGUCAAGGGCACCAUUUAUUAAAUUACUAAAAAAAAUAAUUUGUAUGGUGGAAGAGGCUGAACAUGUUAAAGAAUCCGUUCAUAAUAUCGAUUGAUUUGAAAGCAUGUUAGAAGUUAUAGUGCUUGAAAUAAUUCGGCCCUCCUAAUGCACAAGCCCUACUUUUAAGAUGGCGUAAAUGAGCUAUAACUCUCGAGUUCCUGAGCUUCGCUUGUAUGAUCACAGUUUAGAAGACACCUCUUAAGGCGCUUGCAAUACCGACAGCCAUGGCGGUUUUAGUAUUUCCCCUUCUUAUCUUUCUCUGUUGUGGGUCCAAUGCCCAGCUCCCGACUUCUUUUCUGUUUAAUGAAUUCAACGAAAGCGGUUUAAUAUUGCUGCAGGGCGCUUCAAUUAUGUCGAAUGCGCUGAGACUAACUGAUCAGUCGACAAAUGCAGUGGGGCGUGCUCUGUGGGAGAAGUCUCUGCAUUUGAAGACCAAUAAUUCUGUUUCAUCGUUUAGUACCACAUUCGUUUUCUCCAUGGUGCCCCCUACUAAUAACCACGGACAUGGACUAACUUUCCUGGUAUCCCCUUCCAGGUCCCCUGUCAGGGCCUCUGACAGUGGGUAUCUGGGUUUGAUAAAUCCAUCUAGUGAUGGAAGGGAAGACAACCAUUUAUUUGCUGUCGAAUUUGAUACACACCUCAACCACUGGAAUAAUGACAUCGAUGGCAACCACAUCGGAGUCGAUCUCAACACCAUCAAUUCCACAGUGUCUAAAACUGCUGGUUAUCACACUGGUGAACGCUUUGAGGAAUUGAAAAUGGCAAGCGGGCAGAACAUUCAAGCGUGGAUUGAUUACGAUGGGCAUAAACACAAUCUCAGUGUUGCCAUCGCCUUAGCCGGGAUGUCAAGGCCUCUGAAUCCGCUGAUUGCUAUGCCAAACAUUGACCUUGCUGACAUCUUCAAAGAAGAAAUGUAUGUGGGAUUUUCUGCAGCUCAAGGACGUGAUGCCGUUGAAGACCAUUACAUUCUGGCUUGGAGCUUCAAUUCGGACGGCAUGGCACCAACUCUAGAUCUAUCCCAUCUUCCUUCCUUCAUAAGGUCAAAAGGGGUAUCUGUAAGAAUUAUAGUUGGGGUUUCCGUAGGUUUGUUUAGUUUAGUCGUUUUGGGUAGUCUGGUUGUCUGGUACUGGUUGAAACGGGGCAAGCAGAGAGAGGCUGUGGAGGAAUGGGAGGAAGAGUUCUGGCCCCACAAAAUUCCCUAUCAAGAAUUGAAAAUUGCCACACAUGGCUUCGGUGAAGAAAGCUUGUUUGGUAGGGGAGGUUUUGGGAAGGUAUACAGGGGAGUUCUGCCCAGCACAGGACUUGAAGUUGCCAUAAAAUGUUUGACUAGAGAUCUCUACCAAGGAAUGAAGGAUUUUGUUGCGGAGAUUUCGAGCCUGGGGCGUCUGCAACACAGAAAUCUGGUUCGGCUUCAGGGGUGGUGUCAGAACAAGAAUCAGCUCUUUCUUGUUUAUGAUUACAUGCCAAAUGGGAGCCUGGACCGAUUCAUAUUCGGCAACCCAGAGAAUGUUCUUGGAUGGUCGCAGAGGUAUAGCAUUCUCAAGGGAGUGGCUGCUGGAUUGUUGUAUCUGCACCAAGAAUGGGAAUGGGUAGUUGUGCACAGAGACUUGAAGUCUCAAAAUAUCUUACUUGACUCACAAUUUAAUGCAAAGUUGGGAGAUUUUGGACUUGCCCGUUUGCAUGAUCCAACUCAGAAAUCCCAAACCAGUGGUGUGGCAGGCACCUUGGGUUACAUGGCACCGGAAAUCAUGCGCACAGGAAAAGCCACCGAAGGCACAGAUGUAUUCAGCUUCGGUAUAGUGUUGCUGGAGGUUGCUUGUGGAAGACGACCUUUAGAUGAAUCUGCUGAAACUGAGAAACAAGUGUUGGUGGAGUGGGUGAGGCAGCUGUAUGCAGAGGAGAGGUUAAUGGAUGCAGUGGAUAUAAAGCUUGAGGGAGAGUAUAAUGGUGAAGAGAUGGAAAGGGUGCUUAACUUGGGAGUUGUGUGUUCUCAUCCUCAACCAGAGUGCAGGCCUGACAUGAAACUGGUGUUACAGAUGUUGGAAGGACAAUCUCCAAUUCCGGUUGUAGAUAAGUUGAUUAAUAAUCGAGAUGUCAUAGAACUCUCCCGCACCAAGUAUUCAGUGAAUAGUGCAGGUUGUGGCCCUCCUAGUGCUCGUUAAAAGAAUGACAGGAAAAUCUAAGCUCUAGAUCUGGGUAAGGGUAAGGGUAAGGGUAAGGGUAAGGGUAAGAGAAAGAGAUAUGGAUUUUUUCAUGGUUUAUGAUUUAGGGUAAUUUAUUUUUGGAUUUAUAUAUGGCAUAUAGUGUAUAGAACUAUUUUGUAUUCUAUGUAGGAUGGUUAUAGUAUAUGGAACUAUUAUGUAUUUUAUGUAAGAGGGGUCUAUUUGUGUUAUAAGUGAGGUAUAAUAUUUGUUGUAAGUUCUGGAAAUGGGGUAGCAAGCUAAGUGGGUUUAACAUUAGGGAAAUCUAUGAUUAAACCCACUAGAGUUGGAGUAGUAUUGGGAUGGGUGACCUCUCGAGGAGGCCCAAUGCUCCGCCUUUGUGAAUAUCACCUAGAUGCAAUGAGUGCUAAGUGUAUCGUCCAUUUUCAUGAGAGAUGGAUUCUUGUGAACCACUAUUAAUGAAACAUGGGUCAAUGAGUUUGACUCAAAACCUACACGGUUGAACCUUUAUAGCAAUAUCUAA